Molecule: messenger RNA, 1026 nt
Organism: Rotaria sp. Silwood1
Lineage: Eukaryota; Metazoa; Rotifera; Eurotatoria; Philodinida; Philodinidae
Source: the annotation of a GenBank genome assembly
AUGUUAGUUCAAUAUUGUCAUACGACAAUAUUUAUACUUGGUACCAUUGGCUCAUUAAUUAAUAUAGUUCUUUUUCUACGACGUCAAUUACGAUCAAACUCAUGUUGCAUUUAUUUAUUAUCAUCAUCCAUAAGUGGAUUAAUAUUACUUUCAAUAGGUAUUGUACCACAAGUCUAUGCUCUUUAUAAUUCUCCAAAUCCAUUUACUACAAUUUCAAGUUUUUGUAAAGCUCGAUCUUAUUUAAAUCAAACAAGUGCUAUGUCAUGUCGUUGGCUUUUAGUUAUGGCUUGCAUAGAUCGUUGCUUUUCAUGUUCAACUUAUACUUCUAUUCGCAAUUUAUCUUCUGUAAAAAUGGCUCGAAAACUAAGUAUUAUUAUUAAUAUUAUUUGGUUAAUAUUACCAAUCCAUACACUUAUUUACAAUAAUAUUCAACCUCCAGGAAAUAUAGCUUGUGCAAUAACAAACAAUGAUGUAGCAAUUUAUCAUCGUUUUUAUACAAUUAUAAUGGGUGGUGCAUUACCAUCUUUAAUUUCUUUCAUAUGUUGUUUAUUCAUAUGGCAUCAUUUUCAAAGUAGAAGAAAACGUCAAAUAAUAAUUCCUAACAAUGAAAUUGAUAGACGAAAGAAAUUACGAGAUCAACAAAUAAUAUUUAUGUUAUUAAUGCAAGUAGCAAUAUUUAUAAUAUCUACAAUACCAUUCAUGUCAUUUAAUAUAUAUAAUACUAUGACACAAUAUGAUACCAACAAAUCAAAAGAUCGUAAAGCCAUUGAAGCAUUUUUGAAAACAUUAACUGAAUUACUUAUCUAUUUGAUAACAUUGUCAUUUUAUUCAAAUACAUUAGUAUCACGUACAUUUAGAACAGAAUUAAUUAAGUUAUUAAAACCUAUUAUUAUUUGUAAUUGGGGACAAAAUCAUUCAAAAAUAACUCCAUCGCAUACUGCAAUGACUAAUAAUAUUAAAUUAACAAUGAUGACAAACAGAACAGCUAUCAUAUCAAUGCCUCAAGUCAUCACAACAAUAGUCUAG